AUGACUAUCAAAUGUGGAUUUACAAAAAAUAAAUAUAAAAAGAAAAGAUUUUGGGUACAUCCGUUGUAUGAAUUACGACGAGAAAACGGAUUUUUUGAAGCAGAAUUCCCAAUACUUUCUUCAUUCCCUGAAAAAUUCGAAAAUUACAUUCGUAUGUCUGCCUCUCAGUUUGAAGAAUUGCUGUCCUUAAUUGGUCCACAUAUAACUAAAAAAAACGUUGUUAGAGAACCAAUUUCAGCUACCGCUCGACUUGUUAUGACUCUGCGAUACUUGGCGACAGGAGAUUGUAUGACAUCUAUAUCAUAUCAUUAUCUCGUUUGUGUCACAUCAACCGCAAAUAUCAUUGCUGAAACUUGUCAAGUUAUAUGGGAUUGUCUUCAGCCGAAGGUGUUACCUUACACUUUAACAACCCGUGACUGGUUAAAAAUUGCAGGUGAUUUUGAUAAAAAUUGGCAAUUUCCUCAUUGCAUUGGAGCUAUUGAUGGGAAACACAUACAAAUACAGUGUCCUGACAAUGCUGGCUCGCUAUAUUUUAAUUACAAAAAAACACACAGUAUUGUACUGCUGGGAAUAUGCGACGCAAAUUAUUCAUUUUUAUUCGUUGAUAUUGGUGCAUAUGGCCGACGUAGUGAUGGUGGUAUUUUUCGUGACUCUCCAAUGGGUCAAAAAUUUGAAAAACAUGAAAUGAAUGUACCGGACGCAGAGUUGCUUACAAUUGAUGGUAUGCCUUCACCAUAUGUGCUUGUUGGUGAUGAGGCUUUUCAACUAACUGAUUAUCUACUCCGACCGUACCCUGGUAGAGGUGGUCUUAAUAAAGAUAAAACAAUCUUCAAUUAUUGUCUUAGUCGUGCUCGACGAACAAUUGAAAAUUCCUUCGGUUUACUCGUGGCAAUCGAA
This is a messenger RNA of Microplitis demolitor, 897 nucleotides long. RefSeq lists its product as uncharacterized. Lineage: Eukaryota; Metazoa; Arthropoda; Insecta; Hymenoptera; Braconidae. The transcript has 5 exons. The record is from RefSeq and is a predicted model, not a curated record. The annotation marks the transcript as partial.